CGCAGCUCCAAGCCCAGCUGGGCUGACCAGGUGGAGGAGGAGGGAGGAGAGGAUGACAAGGUGAUCACCAGCGAGCUGCUGAAGGAUCUGCCCCUGCCCGGGGUGCUGGGAGGCCCCAACAGCGCCGAGGCCGAGCUGCUCAAGGGAGGGCCCCUCCCAUCCCCCAAGGAGGUCGUCAAUGGCAACAUCAAAACCAUCACCGAGUACCGCGAGGAGGAGGACGGGCGCAAGGUCAAGAUCAUCCGGACGUUCCGGAUCGAGACCCGCAAAGCCUCCAAGGCCGUGGCACGGCGCAAGGUGAGGGAGAAUGGGGAUUAUGGGGGAGACCUGAACUGCCAGGAGGAGCAGGAUUGUGGCCCCAAGGUCACCAUGGUGGCCCCAUUUUGGUGGCCCCAUCGUUGUUGUGGUGGCCCCGUGCAGAAGGAGCUGGCCGAGCAGCUGGGGCUGUCCACGGGCGAGAAGGAGAAGCUGCCCGGAGAGCCGGAGCCGGUGGCAGCGCAGGUGAGCAAGACGGGCAAGUACGUCCCGCCCAGCCUGAGGGACGGGGCCAGCCGGCGCGGGGAGUCCAUGCAGCCCAACCGCCGCGGACCUGAACUGCCAGGAGGAGCAGGACCCCAUGAACAUCUCUGGGACCUGAACUGCCAGGAGGAGGAGGACCCCAUGAACAAGCUCAAGGGCCAGAAGAUCGUCUCGUGCCGCAUCUGCAAGGGCGACCACUGGACCACGCGCUGCCCCUACAAGUGUUGUGGUGGCCCCGUGCAGAAGGAGCUGGCCGAGCAGCUGGGGCUGUCCACGGGCGAGAAGGAGAAGCUGCCCGGAGAGCCGGAGCCGGUGGCAGCGCAGGUGAGCAAGACGGGCAAGUACGUCCCGCCCAGCCUGAGGGACGGGGCCAGCCGGCGCGGGGAGUCCAUGCAGCCCAACCGCCGCGGUGAGCACCUGGGCACACCUGGGCACACCUGA
Molecule: messenger RNA, 960 nt
Organism: Passer montanus (Eurasian tree sparrow)
Lineage: Eukaryota; Metazoa; Chordata; Aves; Passeriformes; Passeridae
Product: eukaryotic translation initiation factor 3 subunit G-like
Exons: 10
Source: RefSeq, a predicted model, not a curated record